AUGGCGACCAUGGUCUCGUCGCUCUUCCUCUGCCCCGCCGGCGCUCUCGUCUCCCCCAGUACCACGCGGAGCCGCCGCUCGUGCGCCCCCAGUCUCCAGUUCACCAAUCGCCAACGAGGUCCUGUGCUCAGGCUGUGCAGCGCACGCCCUAGCGCUCCGGCCCUGAGCCGGUGGUGGGCCACGGAGCUCACCCCGGAGGAGCUCCCCACGGAGGAGACCGACGCGCCGACCACCGGGCACGGCCGGGAGGAGCUGGAGGCCAUAUGGAACGCGCUCGUCGCCGAGCCCCUCCGGCCCGUCCUGCUCGCCCUGCGCGAGAUCAGGGACCGCGGCCACUUCUUCCGCUGCCGCAGCUACCAUGCCGGGAUCGUCGCCGGCCCAUUGUUGAUGAUUGCUGGUUUGUGCCAGCUUGGUAAAUUAGUACCAACCCUGUUCGUGGAUAUGAUUCUCGGAUAUAUAUUCUACAAGUUAAGUGUUUUAGCAGCAGAACUGAAAAGAAAUGGGAAGGCAAACCACAUGUGUGCUCGGAUACAGCUCGCAAUGUCACUUAUUUUGUUGUACAAGGAUAACAGCGCUUUUUCGGGUGUUUACCGGCUCGUCACGAAAAUUAUUUGGCUCAUUUGGGUUGAAGUGUACUUUGGAGCUGUAUACUAUGAGAUUGCAGGCGAUAAGGACCCGAGACGCCACCUGCUAGGAAUGUACAAGAUACUAAAAACUAAAGGUGGUUUGAUGAGGGUGAUCAGGAAUUUGAUGGAAGAAUAG
Molecule: messenger RNA, 762 nt
Organism: Triticum turgidum subsp. durum (durum wheat)
Lineage: Eukaryota; Viridiplantae; Streptophyta; Magnoliopsida; Poales; Poaceae
Source: the annotation of a GenBank genome assembly